Trichoderma reesei QM6a is the source of this 1176-nucleotide messenger RNA. Its product is annotated as replication factor C, subunit 3. Bases 1 to 1176 code for a protein of 391 amino acids. The record is from RefSeq and is a predicted model, not a curated record. Gene Ontology annotation, molecular function: ATP binding; DNA binding; DNA clamp loader activity. The transcript has 3 exons. Gene Ontology annotation, biological process: DNA-templated DNA replication; DNA repair. NCBI's taxonomy places the organism in Eukaryota, Fungi, Ascomycota, Sordariomycetes, Hypocreales, Hypocreaceae. Gene Ontology annotation, cellular component: Ctf18 RFC-like complex; Elg1 RFC-like complex; nucleus.
AUGUCCGAUUACGAGGAUGAAAUGGACGUGGACGGUCCUGGUCCAUCCGCCGAUAUCACAUUCUCGGCCGAGGCGACAAAGGGCAAGCGGAGUGCUGCCAAUUUGCCAGUCGAAGCUGAAGACACACUGCCAUGGGUUGAAAAGUACCGACCAGUAACGCUCGACGAUGUGUCCGGCCACCAGGACAUCCUAGCCACCAUCAACAAGUUUGUCGAGUCGAACCGCCUCCCCCACCUGCUUCUCUACGGACCUCCCGGCACGGGCAAGACAUCUACGAUAUUGGCCCUGGCGCGGCGCAUCUACGGCACCGCCAACAUGCGGCAGAUGGUGCUGGAACUGAACGCCUCGGACGACAGAGGCAUCGACGUGGUGCGGGAGCAGAUCAAGACGUUUGCCAGCACAAAACAGAUCUUUACAAUGGGCGGUGGCGCGGCCAAGGGCAAUUCGAUUGCGGGAUUCAAGCUCAUUAUUCUGGACGAGGCGGAUGCCAUGACGAAUACCGCGCAGAUGGCGCUGCGAAGAAUCAUGGAGAAGUACACGGCGAACACGCGGUUCUGCAUCAUUGCCAACUACGCCCACAAGCUCAGCCCCGCGCUGCUGUCUCGUUGUACGAGGUUCCGUUUUAGUCCGUUGAAGGAAGGUGAUAUCAGAGUGCUGGUGGAGAAGGUGGUGGAGGAGGAGGGUGUCAAGAUCCAGGGCGAGGCUGUGGAUGCGUUGGUAAAGCUGAGCAAGGGCGACAUGCGACGGGCAUUGAACGUGCUCCAGGCUUGUCAUGCGUCAAGCACGCCACUGAGGCUCAAGAACGAGCCCAAGCCGCCGGAAAGCGAGAUUCAGCGCGAGACGAUUACGACUGAGACGAUUUACAACUGCAUCGCGGCGCCGCAGCCAGAUGCCAUCAAGGAGAUUAUGGAGACGCUCCUGAGCACGCCGGACGUGACGAGCUGUCUCAACACCAUCAACGCGCUGAAGACGACGCAAGGCUUGGCGCUGGCGGACAUCAUCACGGCGCUGAUGGAGCAGCUGACGAAGCUCGAGGUGAGCGCGGAGGCCAUGAUCACCUGGCUGGAGGGGCUGGCGGAGAUUGAGCACCGCGUUGCUGGAGGAGGCAGCGAGAUGGUGCAGACGGGGGCGGUCGUGGGCGUGAUACGAGGAGGGGUGGAAUUGAUGAGCAAGUGA